UGGGCUCCACCGGAACGGACACAUUUCGAUGUCGUACAAGCUUCCGACAGAACGUUUGUUAAUUAAACCACUUACAAAUGUACAGAAAAGUAAAUAUAUGUGUGUUUUAGUACUCCAUAUUCCUUAUUUUCUAUAUGCAAAUUGUUUCUGUCCGUUGUGUGAAUUCAGCGUUAAUUAAGGAAAACGUAUAGGAACCUUUGUGUGGACCGUGUUUCCGCUGGGAAAGAAUUAAUUGUAGGAUAGCUGUGUGCUUGGAGAGUAAACGUGUGGUCGUGUUGUAACUAAUAUGAGAUUUUAAGUCGUAGAGACUCGUGUUAGUUCUUAUUUCCAGUAAACAGAACAAACCAGAGAAUCGUCAGGAGGAAGAAUGAAGAAGAAACACCUCCACAGCGGAGAGGCGUCGGCUGCUCAGCAGUCAGAGGACUACGUGGUGGGUCAGGUGUCAGGAAGUUUGUUUCAGAGCAGUCCUUCGGCCGGAUCGCUGUCGGCUUUAUUCAGCAGCGCUCCACCAGCUGGACCGCUCCUGUUCCAGCCUCCACCCAAACAGCUCGUUAAGAAGAGCACAGAAACACAGCAGGAGGUGAAUCCAGAAGUAAGAGGUCCACCGUGUCAGAAGAAGAAGAUCCCAAAGAAGAAGUCAGCAGCUGAGCAGAAGCUGGAAAACAGAGAGAGCAGCUUACUGAAGGCCGAUGAGGACGAGCAGGGACACCAGACGGCUGUCAGGAAGAAGAAGAGGAAGCUGGAGAUGGACGGAGAGAAGGAUGCAGAGCACUGGGUGAUGAAGAGGCAGAGGCUGAAGGUCCACAGAGCAGAGGAGGCCUUGAAGAAGACCAGAACCGUGUUUGUAGGGAACCUGCCCAUCAGCUGCACCAAAAAGAUGCUGCGGAGUCUCUUCAGGGAUAAAGGAACCAUUGAGUCUAUCCGGUUUCGCUCCAUGGUCAGAGAGGAUCCGUCCAUGUCUCGCAAAGUAGCAGCCAUCAAACGUAAAGUCCAUCCCAAGAAGCAGAGCAUGAACGCCUACGUGGUGUUUAAAGACGAGGACAGCGUGGCCAAAGCUCUGGAGAGGAACGGCGUGGAGAUCGAGAAAGACUUCCACAUCCGAGUGGACAGAGCCUCUGACAGCUCCUCACAUGAUCACAAGCGUUCAGUGUUUGUGGGGAAUCUGUCGUUUGAGAUCAGUGAUCUGGCAUUUCGAAGGCAUUUUGAGGAGUGUGGCUCAGUGGAGGCGGUACGACUGGUCCGAGACCAGAACUCUGGACUGGGGAAAGGAUUCGGAUACGUCCUGUUUGAGAGCGCCGACUCGGUGCAGAUAGCGUUGGAACUGGACGGCUCAAAGCUGGAGGGCAGGUCCAUCCGGGUGAAGAGGUCUGUGAAGAAGGAGAAGAACAAGAACAAAACUGACGGCAAAGGAACAGCAGGAAGGACUGGGAAGGGUCCAGGACGGGAGAAAGGAGCUGGUCCGGGAGGUUUUAAGUCCCAGAAGAAGUUGACAGGAAAGCAGCAGCCGUCGACCCAAAGCUCCUCCUUCAAGGGAGAAAUGGCAGAUCCAAAGAAAAAGCCUAAAAAGAAAGGUCUGAAGAGGAAAGGGAAGCCCAGCAGGUCCGUUCAUAUCUGAUCCAGAGGAAACGCUCCGUGUUCAGCAGAAACCAGAGUCAGACUGUUCAAACAGAACGUUCCUUCUGAUUCCUGAUGUUUAUCGGCUGUUUGCUAAAAUCACUUUUUCUCUACUUUGGUGUCAGAAUGACGGAUUUCUUUUUUAGAAAACUUCUGUAAAUGUGCUGCUUCAUGAAUGUUUGUCAUACUGAAAUACAUGUAAAGACUGUCAAACCUCUACAAAGACCAGUUUAAAGCCCGUCAGGUUCAGACUGCAUUGAUCUGAGGCUGUCAGAAAGCGUGGGUUUGAAUAAACAGAGGAGCUGAUGGGUGCAUUUUUUAGCCUUUUACAGCUGUUUGACACCGAUCACUCAUCAAUAUUCUCACUAUUCACGUACAGUGCCGUGAAAAAGUAUUUGCCCCCUUCCUGAUUUCUGUGGUUUUUGCAUAUUUAUCUUAGCAAAGGUUUCAGAUCAUCAAACCAGUUUUAAUAUCACACACAGACAACCCAAGGAAAUACAAAAUGCAGUUUCUAAAUGAUUCAGUUUAUUAAGGCACAAAACAAAUCCAAACCUGUCUGGCCUUUUCUAGCAUGAAAUGCCCGUUUAAGGUCACACCACAGCAUCUCCAUUGGAUUUAAAUCCAGACUUUGACUUGGCCACUCCAAAACCUUAGUUUAGUUUUGUUGAGCCAUUCAGAGGUGGACUUGCUGGUGUGUUUCAGAUCGUUGUCCUGCUGCAGGAUCCCAGAGUGCACAAACUGAUGGCCGGACGUUCUCCUUCAGGAUCUUCUGGUAAACAGCAGAAUUCAUUUUUCCGUCAAUCACAGCCAGUUGUCCUGGACCAUCACACUGCCACCACCAUGCUGUACUGUUAGCAUCAUGUUCUUUUUAUCAAACGCUGUGCCAUUUUUACACCACAUGUAACGGGCUGCACACCUUCCAAAAAGUUCAGUUUUUGACUCAUCAGUCCACAGAAUGUUUUGUUGGAAAUCAGCCUAUCCUACAAUUAAACAAACCAACAGAACAUGUGUAAGGCUGUUUCCGCCCAGUUCUUUUGAUGGAGUAGUCAGGAGACUUCUUCUUAAAAUCAAAAGUAUUUAUUACAGCAACAUUGAAUGUGUGAUACAGAGCUCUGGGCCUGAAUCCUCUGUCCCUAACCAACAACAAGUGUUCAGUCAGUUCGGAUGGAAUCAGACUGCUAACUGUUCCUGACCCAGUCUUCUUAUACUCUAGCAGUGUGUACAGCUAUCUAUCAAGGCUGCCCCCCCUUCCGAUGCUGCGUUGCUGUCCUCUGUCACAGCUGAUGUUUUGUCAUUACGCUCACGUAGGAAUGACUUCGCUUCUGCAAAGCAAGAUUAGAAACUGCACAUACAACUCGCUCAUGUUCUUUACUGAUUACAGCUUACGUCAAAAACUAUCUGUACCUUUAUUAUCAAAAACUGUCUGUACUUUGAUUAUCAAUCACUUUAUGUCUUGAUCAUCCUUGGUUUCAAUCACAUGAGUAAUAAGUAAAAUAAAGCUGGACUUAU
Molecule: messenger RNA, 3123 nt
Organism: Acanthochromis polyacanthus (spiny chromis)
Lineage: Eukaryota; Metazoa; Chordata; Actinopteri; Pomacentridae
Gene: rbm34
Product: RNA binding motif protein 34
Exons: 11
Coding region: 368-1615 (415 amino acids)
Cellular component (GO): cytosol
Molecular function (GO): mRNA binding
Source: RefSeq, a predicted model, not a curated record